GGAGCAUGGAGUAACCAUAGGGCAGCGAGCCCCCCCUCUUGGUCCCAGCAGGACCCCUUGGAGGGGGGGUGGGACGGCCUACAAACCAAGCAGCUGCAAGAGGCGCCCGUCUGGAGCAUGAGAGUGGUAAAUGGAGUGCUUAUGAUGUCCAUGUCCAACCCCCCCCUUCCCCCUCCACCUGCCUUUCACUCAGUGGUUUAGCCUGGCCAGGUGAGGACAGGUUAGGAUGUGACACGGCACACACACUUUGCCACCUGCAGAGAUGUACGGAAGGGAAAACAUAGUUUUAGCAAAUUUUUAUGAAUGGCGUUUAUUAUUCUAUAAAUUAGCUUUGUUAGCAUUUAGUGUUGUUACCAUUGCCAGAAUGACAGGAAUACCUGACUGAUUGUGGCGUGACACAAACGUGAAGCAGAGCUCAAUCCAGCCUGGGUUUCCAGGCUACCCCUCAUCCCCCUGUCUGUCACCCCCACCGCAACCCUUUAGUCCUGACAUUGUGACAGGAAUCCACUUUGACGCUAACGCUCCGCAACAAGCCUCCUCAGUCAGUCAGUAACUGAUAGGUGUUAUGAAGGUGGACUCCUGUGGGAAGGACUAUCAGUUGUUCCUGUGUCAACACUCCAUUAACUGGCUGGCUUUGGCAAAGGCCUCUCUUUAUAACUUUAUAUAAAACUUGCCACAGACUUCCUGAUUUGAAGGACUGACUCGAAAGGGUGGGGGAACCAUAAUUAAGAGUGACUUUAGUGUCCAUGGGGAGAUGGAAAAGGGACAUGACCUAAAAAAUGUUAUCUCUCGCUCUCCCUCAGGCUUUUGUCAUCCAUAUAUUAUAAAGCAACACAAACAUUAUUUAGCAGGCAGUAGUGCUGAGAGAUUAGUGCUUUUUGAGGUCGUUUUGGUUCGAUUAUUCAAAAAAAAUAAAAAAUAAAAUCGGUUUCAAUAAAAUGUUUUUAUUAUGAAAUAAAGACGUUACAAUGAUUUAGAGCUUUUUAAUGGAUAUUCCAAAGCCAAAAAUAGUGAACAUUCAAUUGUCAGGUCCACAUUAGGUAGACAUCAAUAGAAAAAUAUGAAAUAAAAUAUUUAAGUUGUGUGUGUCUCAUCUCUACUCAGGUAGUAGCAGUCAGCCAGCCAGGUGUAUAUAAUGAUGAGAUGUUCGUGUCUCCGCCCUAACAAUGGGAGUCGUUGUCCCAAAGGCGGGAAGGCAGGCGCAAAAUCUUAGGUCCAAAAUAAGCCCAUAGAAACACAUUGGGAUUAUUUUGGACCGAUUUUGGCAAGAGUGAAAUCUCUCGCUUCGCCUCUUCCUCGCUGAUCCGUCUCUGAGCCAGCAAAAACUGCCGCAAUGGAUUAUGGUCAUUAUAGGUAAAAACCACGUUUCUGCCCCGUGUAGCUCAGUUGGUAGAGCAUGGCGUUUGCAACGCCAGGGUUGUGGGUUCGAUUCCCACGGGGGGCCAGUAUGAAAAAUGUAUGCACUCACUAACUGUAAGUCGCUCUGGAUAAGAGCAUCUGCUAACUGACUAAAAUGUAAAUGUAAUAUUUGCUUAAUGAAAACUACAACUCCCUUCCACCCAGCGUCCCACAUAGUUCUUGACAUGAUUUCUCAUAUUUCUCGUGAAUAAUUUGAUGUAUCUCUAGAGAAACAGCGCGAUGGGCUCAUAAUUAUUUUUUUUUUUACUAAAUGGAAUUCAAGUAAUUGAACCGACGUUGGUCAAUUAGUUGUUUAAUAACCAAAAAAAAAGGACAAAAAUAAUAUGUUGGUUAAUCGCUCAGCAUUAAAAGGUGGGCCAUUUUUAUGUCUCUUCAUGCAGUAUGAAGAACGUUUGAGGUACCAUACGCUACUGUACCUGUAGACUUCCAGUCAUUGCACUAAUGCUAGUGAGCAUUGGCUUGAGAAACUACCUCGAACUUCCUUCAUACUGCACUCAGAGACAUACAUUUUUUAUCCACGAGUUAAUCUGACUCUGGGUAUGUAGAAAAAUGUAAUUGUCAGAAUCUUGCAGUUUAAUUCUCUGUAUGCUAAUGUUCCCAUUUUGAAUUUGCUUGACAGUAAAUGCAUCUGGGAUGUUAAUAUUGUGUGUAUCGGUGGGGAAUUCCUUUAGGGUUUACUUUAGACUGCAGUAGAUGCAGGAGUGUGUUUUGUGAAAUGUGUUUAUUCUUCGUCAGUGAGAAGACGCGUGAUUGGCUGAUGACAUGUUAUGUCUUUCCCUCUACUUCCCUCUCUCUCCUUCCUCUUUCCCUCAUCUAACUGUUUCCCUCCUCUCUGUCUCUCUCCCCUUCUCUCUCGCUCUCUCUCUCUCUCUCUCUCUGUCUGUCUGUCUCUCUCCUCCCCCUCUCCCCCCUGUCUUGCUCUCUCCUCCAUCUCUCCCUCUUUUUCCCACACAGGGUCGUGGUUCAGGCUUCCCUGGAAGGCGGAGGCCCCGGGGGGCCAACCUGUCUGGGCGUGGGGGCCGCGGACGCUCCCGGGGACUCAAGGCCUACACCAGCUUUGCCGUGACCCCUGGGGUACGAGUCCUUGCCCCCCCCACCCUGCCCCCCCCUCUACUGCCUCCCUAAACCCCUCCUUCUCUCCCCUCUUCUGCAUACAUGAAUAAAACAGUGGCCAAAUGUGCUUAGCUUAGCCCAGAGAGCGCUGUCAUAAUAGCAAGAGCAGUGCACUCAAGCUUGGGAAAGCUUUUGGCAUGAGGGGUAGAAAUGCUAUUUUAUACAGAGCAGUGGGCAGGGCACUGACAUGUUUUUGCCUCUCACUAAAAACUGUGGGUGGUUGAUUGGGAAAAUGUGUCCAACAUGGAUUUAUAUACUGUCCAACGUGGAUUUAUAUACUGUACAUUGUGGGUCAAUGCUGUAUUGAGUGUACGAGCUAGAUAAUUUGAUUUUAGGUGAGAGCGCACACACACACACACACACAACCUUACACCCUCUCCCACCAAGCAAACAUGUCUCUACCUGGUUGAGUGUUAUUGGAAUCCUAUAUGGCAGGUAGGUAGGCAGGCAUUAAGUAAGACUGUAUUCAGAUCUGCUGCAGCCAGCCACUAGGCAGCAUGCUUGUUGACACGCGGGCGUCAUGGUAAUGCUGAUCUACUGAACCCUGCUGCGUGUUUGUCCCUGUGGGUGACAUGAUAAUAUAUCGACACAGUCUGGAGGUGUGACAUCUAGUCACAUGAGAACUGCUUCCAUAUCCUAGACCUAGAUCCGGCUUAUUCCUGGAAGAUGUUUUCUACCUCAAUUGAAAAAUACUGUACGGGACAAGGCACACUUUUUUUUUUUUUUAUCUCAGUGUUACAAAUUUUGCACGCAAUCUUACCAUGGGUUUUAAUUUCAAAAGACGAACAUUCAUUUGUUUUCUAAUCUGUUAAUUAACCGCUGCUUGUGUGUGUGUGUGUGUGUCUUGGUGUGUGUCCAGGCCAGUUUUGUGGAGCAGCCGUACGUGGUGGAGGAGGAGAGCACAAUGCAUAACACUGUGGUCAUGUUCUCAACCACAGACCACUUCACUCUCAGACAGGUCAGUUCCAACAUACACUCUAUAUACAAAAGUAUGUGGACACCCCUUCAAAUUAGUGGAUUCGGCUAUUUCAGCCACACCGUUGCUGACAGGUGUAUAAAAUUGAGCACACAGCCAUGCAAUCUUCAUAGACAAACAUUGGCAGUAGAAUGGCCUAACUGAAGUUCUCAGUGACUUUCAACGUGGCACUGUCAUAGGAUGCAAUCUUUCCAACAAGUCAGUUCGUAUAAUUUCUGCCCUGCUAGAGCUACCCCGGGUCAACUGUAAGUGCUGUUAUUGUGAAGUGGAAACGUCUAGGAGCAACAACUGCUCAGCUGCGAAUUGGUAGGCCACACAAGCUCAUAGAACGGGACCGCUGAAGCGUGUAGCGCGUAAAAAUCCUCUGUCCUCAGUUGCAACACUCACUACCGAGUUCCAAACUGCCUCUGGAAGCAACGUCAGCACAAGACCUGUUGGUUGGGAGCUUCAGGAAAUGGGUUUCCAUGGCUGUGCACAAAGCGAGGUCCAUACUGAAAUGGUUUGUCGAGAUUGGUGUGGAAGAACUUGACUGGCCUGCACAGAGCCCUGACCUAAACCCCAUCGAACACCUUUGGGAUGAAUUGGAACGCCGACUGCGAGCCAGGCCUAAUCGCCCAACAUCAGUGCCCGACCUCACUAAUGCUCUUGUAGCUGAAUGGAAGCAAGUCCCUGCAGCAAUGUUCCAACAUCUAGCGGAAAUCCUUUUCAGAAGAGUGGAGGCUGUUAUAGCAACAAAGAGGGGACCGAAUCCAUAUUAAUGCCCAUGAUUUUGGAAUGAGAUGUUCGACGAGCAGGUGUCCACAUACCUUUGGUCAUGCAGUGUACCUCACUAAAACGAUAGAGAAUUGACACUUUGUGCUGUCAGAGUCCUAGCUUAUGUGUCUCUGUGUUGCUUAAAGCAUCUUAACUCCCCUCACUGUCUCGCUACUGUCAAAUCCUGUUUGUCUUCCUUAGAAAAGGCUCUGUAUAGCAGUGGUGGCUGGUGACUUAAAUGAAUAAGGAGGACAAUAUGACUCUUCCUUCCCUGGCCAAUUCUCCUCUGCUGUAUAGGCCUAAAGCCUGUUAACAAUGUCUCAGAUACCCAAAUACUGUACUGUACAUAUCUGAAUAUACAUGCUGAUGAACAAAUACCCCAGCAAUGAGAGACAAUGACACAUAAAAUAUGCAUUUUGUAUAAUGAUGAUGCUAUGAUACUCUCCUCUUGGUCUUGUUGUACAGCCUGUUCACUACUCUCCUCUUGGUCUUGUUGUACAGCCUGUUCACUACUCUCCUCUUGGUCUUGUUGUACAGCCUGUUCACUACUCUCCUCUUGGUCUUGUUGUACAGCCUGUUCACUACUCUCCUCUUGGUCUUGUUGUACAGCCUGUUCACUACUCUCCUCUUGGUCUUGUUGUACAGCAUGUUCACUACUCUCCUCUUGGUUUUGUUGUACAGCAUGUUCACUACUCUCCUCUUGGUCUUGUUGUACAGCCUGUUCACUACUCUCCUCUUGGUCUUGUUGUACAGCCUGUUCACUACUCUCCUCUUGGUCUUGUUGUACAGCCUGUUCACUACUCUCCUCUUGGUCUUGUUGUACAGCCUGUUCACUACUCUCCUCUUGGUCUUGUUGUACAGCCUGUUCACUACUCUCCUCUUGGUCUUGUUGUACAGCAUGUUCACUACUCUCCUCUUGGUCUUGUUGUACAGCCUGUUCACUACUCUCCUCUUGGUCUUGUUGUACAGCCUGUUCACUACUCUCCUCUUGGUCUUGUUGUACAGCCUGUUCACUACUCUCCUCUUGGUCUUGUUGUACAGCCUGUUCACUACUCUCCUCUUGGUCUUGUUGUACAGCCUGUUCACUACUCUCCUCUUGGUCUUGUUGUACAGCCUGUUCACUACUCUCCUCUUGGUCUUGUUGUACAGCCUGUUCACUACUCUCCUCUUGGUCUUGUUGUACAGCCUGUUCACUACUCUCCUCUUGGUCUUGUUGUACAGCCUGUUCACUAGUCUCAUCUUUCCUGCUUUUUCCCUG
This is a messenger RNA of Coregonus sp. 'balchen', 5519 nucleotides long. The record is from the annotation of a GenBank genome assembly. Lineage: Eukaryota; Metazoa; Chordata; Actinopteri; Salmoniformes; Salmonidae.